Molecule: messenger RNA, 1290 nt
Organism: Rotaria sordida
Lineage: Eukaryota; Metazoa; Rotifera; Eurotatoria; Philodinida; Philodinidae
Source: the annotation of a GenBank genome assembly
AUGUCAAACAACGAAUUAUCCAUUAUACAAUUUCAUACAAUUCCUCGUACAUUACCAUCACAAGUACUUAUUAUCGAAUUAUCACAACUGCCAAAUCGAGAAUCUCACUUAUCACGUAAUGAAAUAUACUCAUGGGGGAACAUGAACCUCGAACUUGAAUCAGCAAAUUAUUUAUUCGCAUGGCCAAUAACAUCAGAAUUAAUUAAUCUUCAGCCGCACUUUGCUGGUUGGUAUGAGAGGGCUCGGACUCAAUGUGGGACCCAGAGCCUGGAACAACAGGCGAUGGAGAAUAAUGAUAUUAUUGUUGGUCAACGAAAAUUGUCAACAUCGUCUUGUGCAUGUCAUCGUCCAAGUCCAUACAAUGAACAUCAGCUCUGGUUAUUACAGAAAGCAUUUUUAUAUAGUUUUAAUCUAUUUUUAGAUAAAACAAGUACCUUGUCACAUUGGUCAUAUGGCCUAUCUUCAAUUGGUUCAUCAUUAACACAUGCAGAGCGUACAAAAAUGAUAAAUUAUGCUAAAUACGACGUGAUGGCGGUAACUUAUCUCAUUAGACCAAUUACUGAACAAUGGUCGUUUACAAGAACAAAAGAAUCAAGCAUUGAAGAAACGUUUAUUACAUUUCAAUCAACACGACCACCACCAUUACGUCAACCAAAAUCGAAAAAGAAGAUAAAAAACAUUAAUGUUCAAAAAUUGUCGAAGAUAUUUACAUCCAUUAAUGAUUCUGACUAUGAAUUAAUAUCAUCAGAGGAUGAAAUUUAUUUAAAUCAAUUGAUAGAACCAGUUGUAAACGUCCAUCAUCCUGGAGAUCAAAUUAAUAAUGAUGAUAUGGCACAAGAUAUUAUUCGAGAUUUAGAUGAUGAUGUUGAAUUACAAAUUGAAGUACCAACAACUGAUGUUAUAAUGGAUGAUAAUAAUGAUGAUGAAGUGGAGAGUGUUGACAACCACAUUGUGGUUGUUAACGAGGAGGUUAAUACACCUGAACAUCAACAACAACGAGUUAGGAAAAAAAGAUCAUUUGAAACUAAACAAAAGAAAAAUCGAAAAAGGAACAUGCAAUUACGAGUAACUCGAUUUACAUAUUAUUUCACCAGACCAUAUUAUUCUAAAUUUAAAUCAAAAAUCAUCAAAAAAGAUCUUCAUCAUUAUGGUGUACAAUUUCGACACAUUAAAUUUUCAUAUGAUCAAGUGGUUAUUGGUGUUAAAACUAAUGCAGCUCGACGUGAUUAUGAAGAAACAUUACCAUACAAUUGUUUUAACAGAAGGAAUUAUUGGAGAUUUAGAAGGUGA